AUGGCUGCCGGGACACUCCCACUGGCGCUGACACUCGAGCUCCAGUGCGAUCUCAAAUACCCGCAAUGCUCCAAUUGCGAGGCGGCGGGGACCGAGUGUCUAAGUUAUGACUUGGGCAAGCAGCGCGAAAUCCCCCGCGACUACGUCGAGAGCUUGGAAGCCCAGGUCGAGCGCCUGAAAGCCGAGGUGCAGCUUCUUGGCUCGCGGCCUGGUGCUGUGCCGAACAAUGAGCCAUCCUCCUCGGAGCAAGCAUCGUCGGCUACUCCGCAUUCCGACCGUGAGACAAGUUCUGAGCUCUACACGUCACUUGCGCUGGCCGUUCUGGAUCCCUCUGACGAGCCGAGAUUCAUCGGAACCUCCAGCGGAGUGACCUUGGCCAAGGCGAUAUUGGGAUCACUGGAGUGCGACAUGCCUGCAUCCCCGUCAGUACGUUCUUCGCAAGAACCAAACAUGAACGUGCUUCUUCCCAGAUCAUCACCGCCGCUGCCAUCAAAAGAAUCCGCCACCUAUCUCAUCGACGUUUACUUCCAAUGUCGAACGCCACAUUUGCCUCUGAUGGAGCGGGCAGACAUCCUCACAUGCGUACACAAUGCCUACCUGGCCCAUGACAACGAAGCCGCGACGGUGGCCCAACGCAAGGGAAGAGAUGUCUUUGUAACCUUGAUGAUAUUUGCCAUCAGCUGCUGCGGGCUCAAGGGCCAAGUCGGAAGGGGAGCCUCUGAUCGAAGCGAGUCCUUCUUCCACUCGGCCGUUCAGUGUCUCGACUCGACCGUCGGCACCGCUGCCAACGAUACAAAGACGCUCACAGAUAUAUUGUUGCUGGCACAGUACGUCUCACUAUCGCCCUCCAAAGGCAAUCUCUGGACCCUGUCAGGCCUUGCAUUACGGACCUGCAUUGAGCUAGGAUUCCAUUGGGAAACGAACCUUGCGCUGAGGGUAACGAAAGCACAGCUCAAUGAGCGGCGCCGGCUUUUCUGGGCAGCCUACUACUUCGACAGGCUGCUCGUCGUCACAGUCGGCAGGCCCUUGGGCAUCGAGGAGCAGAGCCUGGGUGCUGGCUACCCAGAACCGCCUCCCGCGCAUCCGUCACCCGAGGAGCGGCAUGCCCAGUGUGUGGCGAACCACAUUGUGCGCCUCGCCAGGCUCGAGGCCGAGACUAAGCACGUCCUCUACCGCCAGCAGCAGACGGCCGCUGUGGCCUUUCCGCAGCCCGACUAUCAUACGUGGAUGGAGGACAUCAAGCCCCGGCUCGAGCAGUGGCACGCCGAUAUCCCCCUGACGCAGGAAGCGCACCCGGCGAGCAUCUAUGCGUCUUCAAGCUGGUGGGGGGCAACCUACAGCCACGCGCUGCUGCUGCUCCACAGACCGACCCCUCGGGUCCCCGAGCCAUCCCCUGCGUCCCUCCGCAUUUGCUUCGAGGCGUCCGCCAAGCUGAUAGAGUGCACCCAGACCCUGCUGAGGGAGGGCCAUCUGGACAUGAUCUGGGUUUGGGCCCAUCGCCUCUUCGUGGCCGGCCUGCUGCUCACCUACUCGGUCUGGAACUCGAACGAGCUGAGAAGCUCGCUUGCCUCCGAGAAGAUUGUCAAUGUCGGCCAGGUCUGUGCCUCUAGCCUUGCGGCGGUGGCGGAGAGGUACCCAAAAGCAGCAGGGUGCCGUGACGCCAUCGAGUCCAUGGUGGCUGCUACAGUACGGAGGUUGUUCGCGCCCCAGAACCGGGCUCCCACGUGGCCCGUGGGCGCGGACUCCGGCACCCAUCAGCCGGACGGCUUUUGGCCCCCACCGCAGCCAGACCAUCCAGACGACUUCAUGGCGGGGAUAUACUCACUGCUGCCGGAGGAUCUAUGGGUCGUCGGCCAAGGUGCGUGCCAGGGAUUGGGGUGGCCGAUUCUCCCAGACGACAAUGAUAGGACGGUACCAUGGAGAGAGUUGGAUGAGAGCAGCCUCCAGUUUGGCGAAUCUAUGCCUGACAGUGGAUAA
Clonostachys solani is the source of this 1977-nucleotide messenger RNA. Lineage: Eukaryota; Fungi; Ascomycota; Sordariomycetes; Hypocreales; Bionectriaceae. The record is from the annotation of a GenBank genome assembly.